GAUUGACGUUUCAAAAUAGCCGUAGGGGUCAUAUAAAGAUUACUUUAUUGCAAUAAUCGACAAACACACUGCCAACGCACAAACAGAUUACAGCCUAUGGGCAUUAGACAAUUGUACAAAUAUAGAAAAUCGUUAGUUCCACCACAGAAUACGCUUCAGCCGCCUUAUCUGCCUUUACCAGAAUCAUUUUUUCCCGAAGCUUCACGUGACGAAGGGAAUUAGAGAGAUCAUUAUCUAUAAUUCCUCUACGAAUAGAAGCGUUAUAACUACCUGUUUUAGCAGUCUUGUAGUUCGAUUUGAUUCACUCGUGUAAAAAAAUUGGCAAAAGUGCCACUGCUUGGUUUUCAACUUUUAAUCUCUGCAUAUCCGACUGUUGUUUUGACAAAAUACAGCAGAAAGCUUACCGAGUCAGCUGGUUGUCACGUCAGCUACAACCUAAAUCCGUAAUGGUAUAAAAUCAUGUUUAAUUUGCGAUCUUUACUAGAUUUGAUAAGGUUCUUCUGGUGAAUGCGUUAUAGCUACAGUUAGAAUCACAGACACCGAAACAACAGGUCACUGAGUUCGCGGGAAAGUGACAUGACGAGCUGGCUCCAUAGUCACGAUUAUUUUUGUCACAAUGGUGUUACAUGAAUAACAACGAGAUUUUUAUUUAAAAACGACCCCAAAAACUAAUUGACCGAACGGCGAAAAAAAAGAAAUCCAUCGCGGAAGACUUUCGAGUGCUUUUAGAAUAUUCUUAAGGAUUUUAGCAUCGGUUAUUUUCAUAAAUUGAGUUGAUGUUGAAUGUUCGACUCCACAGCUGAUUUUAUAUCAUUCCCCGAAAUAGACGUGGCCAUAUAAGGCCUUUAAAAAGAAGACUGAAUGAUAAUUCUUGAUUGCUCCCCAUUGGCCGGAUAUUUUCGUUGUUUUGACUAAUUGUCAAAGUUGACAAAAGCAGAUCAGUGAUUGGUCUCUUUGUCUUGUAUUGACCAAUCAAACGUUGCAGAUUGAAAUCACAAUUAAAUACAGCACGUACCCAAUGGAACUUUGGGCCCGCUCUAAUUUCCGCGAUUGAUUUGUGCGUCGGUGAAGUGCAUGACACUACCAAGACCCAAGUGUUUUGUGCUACAGAUUAUAUAUUUGCCAAAUUCCAGCGCUGCACUGGGCCGUAGUCCACUCACUCCUUGCACUCAUCACCGUGCUUCAACCUACCUUCCUUCUCAAUCAUGGAUCUUCAAUCACCUAUUCCUUCUUCUACAAUAUUCUUAGAGUUACAAACGGUCCACGAUACCGGCUAUUUCUAUUCUCUACCUUCACUUGAAGACGAUUGGGCACAGACACGCUUAGAAAUGGACCGAUAUUUAUGCCCUGAACCUAGCACAGUAGAAAAUAAAGAAUCAAAUUUAGGAACACCGACACCUUGGAACGAAUUUCUUUUGCCAUUCGACGAGGCGACAUUUCCUUUCGGAGACGAUUGGGAUAUCAAGCCUAUUGAUUUUAAUUCAUCCCCGACUAUGCCGUCUGUACCUACAGUUUUACCAGAAACUCCAACUGAACCGAAGCCGUGUGUGCAGCUCACGGUAAAGCCACUAAAGAUCAAGUUACCCAUAAAUGUUUCUGAGGAUCUUAGUAAGGUGUCUAAACCAGUUUUACCCUUAACUCCACCAAGCUCACCGGAAUCCUCAGUACCUACGAUAGUCGUGAGUAACAACCAACAACGGGCACCGCGACCUGUGUCGCGUGUACCUCGCACUAAAGGUAGUAAUGCUGUUAACAGAGCUAGCAGUCCGAAGGACGGAGCUGAAAGUAAGCGUAGAGUUCAUCGCUGCAAUUUUAGUGGCUGUCGCAAAGUCUACACAAAAAGCUCUCAUCUUAAAGCUCAUCAACGAACGCAUACUGGAGAAAAACCAUACAAAUGCUCUUGGGAAGGUUGUAAUUGGCGGUUUGCUCGUUCGGACGAGCUUACUCGCCAUUAUCGAAAACACACUGGAGCUAAACCAUUCAAAUGUGUGCACUGUGAUAGAUGCUUUUCAAGAUCGGACCAUCUAGCUUUACACAUGAAGAGACACGCAUAGAGAAGAACUAUGCUAGAAAGGAUAUUUUAAUUUAGAAUCGAUCUCACAAACUUGCCAUUGUGGAGAAUUAGAAUAUUUCCAUAAAUAAUUCAGAGUCGACCCCAGGUGCUUAGUGAAGGCGCCGUGAACUCGUCAUAUGAUAUUCGCUACAUAUGAUUCCAAAACAACGCGUAACAAGGAAAACACCGAGCAGCAUCGAAUCUAUACAUCUUGCUGCCUUACUUAGACUUUAUUUUAAUUUACACUGCUCGUGAAGUCACGCUUUGUCAACAAGACAAAUGGAAAGCAGAUUGUUUGCAUAUAAAUGAGUAGCGGAAACAGAGAACAAGAAAGGCUUACUUUAAAUAAUCAGGUUGUUCAGUAAGAACGUAAAAAGGAGUCCCUACUAGAGUUGUUUCAUUACAGAUGUUUAGAAAGGAAUGGGCUACAACCCAUAGGUUUCAAAUUGUCAUCUGUCUAAAAUAGAUGAAUAUUAUAAUGGUUAAGAAAUACCAUGUAAAUAGAAUUUAGUCCUCCAUCGAACAUGACUUCGAUCCAUUACAUUCAAAUUCAGACAAGAAAAUAACAUAAAAAGAAAGUCUAUAGAUCGAAAGUUGUAAAUAUAUAUCGUCCACAUGUAAAAGAAACAGAGAAGUGUAUAUAGAAUAUAUUAAAAUUGAAAAUGAAGCAUAACCA
Messenger RNA from Actinia tenebrosa (Australian red waratah sea anemone), 2729 nucleotides. RefSeq names its product Krueppel-like factor 6. Gene Ontology annotation, biological process: regulation of transcription by RNA polymerase II. Gene Ontology annotation, molecular function: RNA polymerase II cis-regulatory region sequence-specific DNA binding; DNA-binding transcription factor activity, RNA polymerase II-specific. The record is from RefSeq and is a predicted model, not a curated record. Lineage: Eukaryota; Metazoa; Cnidaria; Anthozoa; Actiniaria; Actiniidae.